Molecule: messenger RNA, 237 nt
Organism: Acytostelium subglobosum LB1
Lineage: Eukaryota; Evosea; Eumycetozoa; Acytosteliales; Acytosteliaceae
Exons: 3
Coding region: 1-237 (78 amino acids)
Source: RefSeq, a predicted model, not a curated record
AUGGUUAAAAUUGAUGCUGCUCUUGCCCCUCUAUUUGUUAUCCUCGGUACUGCCGCAACAGUGACUAUUGGCUUUGGUGUUAGGAAGAUGUCCACUGACAAUGACAUUAGUAUGACGAGAAAGGGACAGAUGUUAUGGGUCAACAAUGACUUCCCAAAGAUGGUUGAUGUGAAGCAGGGAUCAGAGUUCUAUAACCAGGUUCAUACUGGAUCCUACCUCCGUUCAUCCUUCAAGUAA